CACACAACACACUCGCAGCAUAUUUCCCCAAAUUCACAGUACUACCAACUCCAACUACACCUAUGGCUGCCUCUAAGAGAUCAGAAAUGUGGUCUCUCAUAAGUGAGAUUGACCACACCAAAACCAGUUGGGCCUUAAGAGUUCGGGGGGUUCGGGUACACAAAGUUUCAGCUCAUGCAAGGGGAGGCAACACUCUGGAAAUGGUGCUGCAUGAUGAGGAGGGUACUCGGAUUCACGCUGUGGUGAAACGUCCUCAGGUCGCUUUGUUUAGGCCUCAAGAUAUGGAAGACAAUGUUGAUGCCAUGAAAAAUUUCAUGGUGGUGGACAAUUACCAGCUGUACAAGACCACCUCUCACCGCGGUUUAAAAAGAAAUGUUGUUUCAAAUCACUAUUACAAUAGAUAUUAAAGUAAAUAAUUAAAUAAAUAUUAAAAGAAAGUACACAUUUUGGUAUACACAGCAUGACUGCAAAGAUUAGCUUCAAAAAACAACAACUAUUCCUAUAGAUAUAUACAUGUAUAUCUAUAUGGAUGAUAAGUAUGUUUAAAGACCAAGUGUUCAUAUAGGAAUUAGUAUGGCAGUGUAGUUUUAAAAAGAAAUGUGGUUUUAAAUCACUAUUACAAUAUAUAUUAAAUUAAAUAAUUAAAUAAGUAUUAAAAGAAAGUACACAUUUUAGUGAAAAGAUAAUGCUACAGUAAAACCAGUACUAAAACCGAGUUUUUAAGAUGUAUGUAUCAUAGUUUGAAAAUCAUAUUUAGUUUAAUUUUAGUAUUGUUUACGAAAAGAUAGGAUUUCAUAAUACUUUUAUAGAUUAUUUGUUUAAUUUACCUAAAUAAUAGAAUUUCAUAUAUACAAUAAGUUUGACAGUUUGGUUUUAAAAACGAAUGUGGUUUGAAAUCAGUAUUAUGUUACAUAUAAAAUAUAAAAUAAGUAAUAAAUGAAGUAAAGAUAGAGGUUAAAACAGAAAUCAACCUUGGAUCCAGUAAUUAAAACGGUAAUUUAAGAUGUACUGGAGCAUAGUUUAAAAAACAGUUUUAAAGUUUUAGUUUUAAAGAUGUUGAAAAACACAUUUAAGAGGUAUUUAAGCAUAGUUUGAAAAUUUGAUUUUGUUUGAAACCCAUAUGGGUUGAAAAAUAUUCAUCUAAAGUGUUACAUGACAUAUUACAUGAAAGUAAAUGAAAGUAAAGACUUUGGAUAAAAACAGAAUCCUACCUUGGAACCAGUAUUCGAACAAGGUAUUUAAGAUGUAGCAGAGCAUAGUUUGAAAAACAGAUUUUGUUCAAACUCAUAUUGUUUAAAAAAUGAUUGUCUAACCUGUUAUACCAAUAAUGACACACAAAGGUAUAUACACGAUAGAAUAUAGGUAUGACAGAUUAGGUGUAAAAACUUAGUCUUGAUUUAUGAAAAAUAGCUUUUAAGUAUAGGGUUGUAAAAAUAAAUAUUGUAUUAAAUCAGUAUUACAUUAUAUGUUAAAUAACUAUUAAAUGAAAGUAAACACUUGAUUAAACCGCAAAGCAUCCUUAAAAACACUAUUCAAACCGAGUAUUUAAGAGGUAUGAGAGUAUAGUCCGAAAACUGAUUUUGUUUGAAAUCCAUAUAGUUUGAAAAAUAUUGAUAAAAAGUGUUACACUAAUAGUUAGGAAUGAAAUAGUUAUUUAGAUGUUAGAUUAUAUGUGAGAGAUAUUUUGUAAAAACCAAGCGUUAAAUGGAUCAACCAAGGUUUAAUCUUGGGUUUUAAAAAUUAAGAACAAAUAAACAUCGAAA
Messenger RNA from Cuscuta epithymum, 1763 nucleotides. NCBI's taxonomy places the organism in Eukaryota, Viridiplantae, Streptophyta, Magnoliopsida, Solanales, Convolvulaceae. The record is from the annotation of a GenBank genome assembly.